Molecule: messenger RNA, 1127 nt
Organism: Eleginops maclovinus (Patagonian blennie)
Lineage: Eukaryota; Metazoa; Chordata; Actinopteri; Perciformes; Eleginopidae
Exons: 8
Coding region: 200-790 (196 amino acids)
Source: RefSeq, a predicted model, not a curated record
UGUGUGUGUGUGUGUGUGUGUGUGUGUGUGUGUGUGUGUUUAAGCCUCAGUGUUUGUUCAGCCUGUCAAUGAUCGACGGCAGCAGGAAACUCUCCUCUCAGUGUGAAGCUGAACGCACAGCUGUCUGCACCGCCACUCAGGCGUCCGUGAGGAUGAUCGAGUCCUGCUUUACUCGUCUCUGAGCCCAGCUGAAAGGAUCAUGGCGCCUGUGGGGUCAGAGGCCGGGGUCUUCCUGUCGUCGGGCGCCGCCAGCUUCUUCGUCGUCCUCGUCCUCCUCUCUAUCUUCCUCACGGCUCUCUGCAGCGAGUGCACCAGACGCUCCUUCGAGCUGCGGGACCCGGCGGGGGGCAAAGACCCGUCCUCCCUCGUCAGAGUGGUGAAGCUGGAGGACGCGAUGGUGGCGAGAGAGAACCCGAUGAUCGGAGAGAUUCAGAACGAUGAGAAAGACACAGUCUCAUUCACUCCCUGGAGGAGCCACUUGGAGGCGCCGCAGCACCACCCAGAGCCAGGCCCUGAAGAAGACUCAGCCUCGUUCACUCCAUGGAGAAGCCAUCUGAACACAGGUGAGCAAACCGCCCCACCUCCAGACCACAUCGGCAUCAGCAACGGAGGAAGAGGAGGAGGAGAUGCAGACAUGGAAAACACAAACUCAGUUUAUGCACGAGUCAGCAAGAAGGUGAGGCCAACCCCUGAGGAGGAGCAGAAGGAGGAAUCGGAAGGGGAGCAGGAAGUGGAACAGGAAGCGCCUUUACCUCCGCUGCCCGACAGGAAGUCAGAGCUGGAGGACUGAAGGACUAAAAAUUCAAGACUAAACAUAACGGAUAUAAUCUGCAGGACGAGGAUCAAACACAUCCACAGAGUUCACAAAACAGAGUAUAAAAAACGGAAUUAUCCAAAUAAAAAAUAUCCAUGCUCCCAAAACCCUGGAGACUACAUUUCCCACGAUGCACCUGCGUCUGGUAAACUAAGAAAAGUAAUGAAAUGUUUUGAAUGAUUUUAAUGUGUGAAAUCACAGCUGAAGUUUUAUAUAGCUUUUAUAUUUCCUGUGUAGUACUUUGUGUUUUGGUGCAGCUGAAUGAUUCAUCUUGAUCUGUUUGUAUAAAUAUAAAAUCCUGCCUGAAUGAAAA